Molecule: messenger RNA, 876 nt
Organism: Pestalotiopsis fici W106-1
Lineage: Eukaryota; Fungi; Ascomycota; Sordariomycetes; Amphisphaeriales; Sporocadaceae
Exons: 1
Coding region: 1-876 (291 amino acids)
Source: RefSeq, a predicted model, not a curated record
AUGGUCGGACUGAGAUUUGCCGUCUUCGUUGCACCUCCAGUGCCCUUCCUGAGUCCUCUUACAAAAUCCAAAGGCGGGCUAUGGUCACCAAUCUCGUGCACGCUUAUAUACACCGAACAAGAGGCUGUUCUUGUCGAUACACCAAUCACCGAGAGCCAAACCUCGGCCCUCAUUGAAUGGAUUCAAGAGGUAGCUCCAGGUCGAAAACUGUCUUUCAUCUACAUCACUCACGGUCAUGGCGAUCAUUUCUUCGGCCUACCGCAACUUCUUGAGAAAUUCCCUGAAGCAAAGCCUGUAGCCACAGCAGCAACGCUGAGACACAUGGAAGAACAGGUGGAGGAGCAGGGAUUCAAUGCUACGUGGGAAGCCAGAUUUCCCGGCCAGAUUCGUCGUCCAUUUGUCUUGGCACAAGCUCUAGGCCAGGAAAACAACUUCAGGUUGGAGGGCCAGUGGCUCUUUCAGGCCAUUGAAUGUGGACAUUCCGAUACUUAUGACUCUACGGUCCUCUGGGUGCCCGACUUGCGCCUCGCGGUUUGCGGUGAUGUCGUCUAUGGUGAGGUGCACCAGAUGCUCUUCGAGGCCAACACAAAAAAGAAGCGACAGGACUGGAUUAGAGCCAUAGAGCAGGUCGAGGCCCUGAACCCCCAUUACGUUGUGGCUGGACACAAGAAGGCCGUAGAAGCCGACGGGCCCUGGCACUUGGCUUCAUCGAAGCAGUAUAUAGCUGAUUUCGGGGAGAUCCUCGCACGGGGCGCCGAAGACGCUGACAAGGUGUUUGAGGAGAUGUCUAGGCUCUAUCCACGUAGAUUCAACCCUGCAGCGCUGAGGCUUGGCUGCAUUGGUGCUUUCAAUGUCCCAAUAGAGCAACGUAUCUAA